AUGGAGGCCAAGAAGUACCAAGUAAUCAAUGGAUACAUUCAAUUCAACACCAACUCUGUCUCGGACUCGUGUGUGCUAAUCACUCUGUCAGAGAUCAGCAGGGAGACAUAUGCUUUGCAACCAUCCCGAGUGCCGCUCAGUGCUGAAUUCUUUAGCUACAAGUCUCCAAUCAGGUAUGGAAUCACCAAUCGCCGUGGAUCAUUUGUUGGCAUCAUACAGAAUGAUGGAAUCAGGAUACAAGGUGAGGUCAAUAACUUCACAAUCUGUCAAGUUAUAUCUCGAUCAAAUCCCGACUUCCCUUUCAAAGACAUUGCAAUGAUAUACAGUAGUGGAGGCGGUACAUCAUCCUCGUUCAUUCUACAAGAUGCACAACUCAAUGGACAAGAUAUGGUAUGUGUCAACUUCACAAUGCCAAGCAUUAAUGGAGGCAACAACAAUGUGACAUUGUUCCCUGUGUCCCGAAUUGCAGACUGGCGAGAAUCAAAGGAGUUCUUCAACUUGGAACAACGCGUGAUGAUAUACAUAUUGGCCUUCAUAUUUGGAAUGUGUGCAGUAUGGGGACUAUUCCAAUUGACUGGGAUCACCUACAAACUGGUCACAAAGAUAGAGGUGCCCAAAUUGGUUCAUGCUCUCAUCCUGUCAAUCACAGCAUAG
Acytostelium subglobosum LB1 is the source of this 654-nucleotide messenger RNA. RefSeq lists its product as hypothetical. The transcript has a single exon. Gene Ontology annotation, biological process: chemotaxis. Bases 1 to 654 code for a protein of 217 amino acids. Lineage: Eukaryota; Evosea; Eumycetozoa; Acytosteliales; Acytosteliaceae. The record is from RefSeq and is a predicted model, not a curated record.